Molecule: messenger RNA, 1555 nt
Organism: Drosophila novamexicana
Lineage: Eukaryota; Metazoa; Arthropoda; Insecta; Diptera; Drosophilidae
Product: 1-acyl-sn-glycerol-3-phosphate acyltransferase gamma-like
Exons: 5
Coding region: 97-1263 (388 amino acids)
Cellular component (GO): endomembrane system
Molecular function (GO): 1-acylglycerol-3-phosphate O-acyltransferase activity
Source: RefSeq, a predicted model, not a curated record
UGCAGCGCUAAGUACACGAAAACAACUUUAAUUGACAAAAAAACAAUUCGCGAAUCGCACAAAAAACGUUGCUAAGAGAUUAUCCAAGGCGUGACCAUGAUUACGUUAGAGGAGCUCAAAAAACUGAGACUGAUCCAUCUAUGCAUUGCCAUAACAUUCUUCACCAGCGGGCUGACCAUCAAUUUCGCCCAACUGUUGCUGCACAUAUGCCUGAAGCCAUUCAAUAAGCAUCUCUUCCGCAAGCUCAUGUACUACCUAUGCUAUUCCUUCUACUGCCAGCUAGUUUUUGUCGCCGAUUGGUAUGCGGGCUGUAAAUUGCGCGUCUACAUGGACGCGGACGAUGCGAAAAAGUAUGCAGGCAAGGAGCAUGUGCUGCUGAUGAUGAAUCAUAAAUACGAAAUCGAUUGGCUGGCUGGCUGGAUGAUUUGCGAUAAGGUCGGCGUACUGGGCAAUUGCAAGGCGUACGCUAAGAAGGCCAUCAGAUAUGUGCCUUGUAUGGGCUGGGCUUGGUGGCUAGCCGAGUUCGUCUUCCUCAAUCGUGAUUUCGACAAGGACAAGGAGAUCAUUGCCAAGCAGCUGAAAAUUGUUUACUCCUAUCCGGAUCCCACAUGGCUUCUGUUGAAUGCAGAGGGCACACGCUUCACACCGGAAAAACACGAAGCUUCGGUUAAGUUUGCCCUGGAGCGUGGCAUGACGCCGCUCAAGCAUCAUUUAAUACCCCGCACUAAGGGAUUUACGGCUAGCCUGCCGGCGUUGCGUGGCAUCUGCCCGGUUAUAUAUGACAUUAACUUGGCAUUUAAGGCCGAUGAGAAGACGCCGCCCACAAUGUUGUCCCUGCUUAAUGGCAAGGGUGUCGAGCCUUAUAUGCUUAUGCGACGCAUUCCGCUGGAGCAAGUGCCCGAGGGCGAGAAGGAGGCCGCCGAAUGGCUGCAAAAGCUGUUCGUAGAGAAGGAUCGCAUAAUUGAUAGCUUCUAUGAGACUGGCAGCUUCUUCGAGAAGUCUGGCGUCAAGGAGGUGCCAUUCCAAGUCUGUAAACCUCGUCUCAGCAGUCUACUCAACUUUGCCGGCUGGGCCACCUACUCGUUGUCCCUAAUUAUCUAUUACUUGAUCACGUGCUUACUGGCGUCGAAUUGGACUGGUCUGAUUACGGCUCUGUCUGUGCUUGCCAUCUUCUAUUGGUUAAUGGGCGCUGCAAUUAACAAGACACAAAUCAGUAAAGGCUCCAAUUAUGGUUCGCAGAGCGCAAAACCAAGCACACAUUAAUUUGUAACUCUUUAAAAAUUCGUUAUUUGUUAACGAACGUUUAGUCAAUGAGCCAAGCUGAUAAUCUCACAAUUAUAUCUAUAUAUACAAUUAACUUUUAAUCGUGGAUUUAUGCCUGAUACGUUUAUCAGCCGUCCUUAUCUCCGAGUUUUUGCUACAAAAUGAUUUUAUGUUUUUCUUGGCUAUAGGUGAGUUUAAGUUAUCAGUUUGGUAAUAAAUUUAAUAAAUUAUUAAAUAAAUAAGGCCGCACACUAGACAUACACAAAGUUUAAAAUGUAUAAUAAUGCAAUAA